Messenger RNA from Acanthaster planci (crown-of-thorns starfish), 5827 nucleotides. RefSeq names its product NACHT, LRR and PYD domains-containing protein 14-like. Gene Ontology annotation, biological process: signal transduction. Lineage: Eukaryota; Metazoa; Echinodermata; Asteroidea; Valvatida; Acanthasteridae. Gene Ontology annotation, molecular function: protein binding. The record is from RefSeq and is a predicted model, not a curated record.
CGGUGCUCCGUAGUCUUUUCCUUCGUUCAUUGGUAGUACGUACGUAGCAACGUAAACAAGUCGCCAUACCGUGGACCUCCGUGACACCACGGACCUUGAUGACACAUGACUACGUAUACGCCCUUGAAUCAACGCCUGUAUCGCAUGAACUAGAACAUUAUGCAACUAUGGAACAAGCUGUUGCGAUGUCAUUUUCUUUUGGUCCGGAUAUGCUCUCGUGGUCUUUGAGAGGAAAGCAGAUUCUGGGUGGAGAGCCUACCUCUGUACCGACGGUGAAUGCAGGAGACACACGAUGAAAUGAUGGUUUUACCGAUGAACAGAAAAGUCACACGUUACAUAUUUUCAUGUCGUGAGUAGGUCCUGUAUUUCUGCUGGAACUGAAACGAUUCUCUCGUCACACCACGUCACAUGUACACAGUUCUGUAAACGUUGAAAUACUGACGGGAGAAUAAUCAACCCCUCGUCCCUUCACAAUGCAGACAUUCCAGGUUGUACAAUGAGGGAUUUUCCACGAGGGGCUGAAACGUCACUGCCUGUUAAAACACUGAUCCCAUGAGCCAAUGUAUGCAUGAAAGAAGAAAGAAAUGGCUGAGCAUGACGGGCAACAUCAGACUCCGACUGAAGGAAGCCAUUUCGAGGCCCUGUGGAAGCUGGCGGGUGAACUUGGAAAUAGCUGGAAACCUAUUGCUCGGUCCUUGGGCUACAGCGAGGCGAAGAUUGAGAAUCUGAUCCUGGAUUAUCCUACCAGUGCUCACGAGAGGGCGUACCAAAUGCUGCUGAGAUGGAAGAACACCACAGACCAGACUGCGUGCAACGAGCAACUGUGUAGGGCUGUUCAAAAGCAAGAAAGGCUCGAUCUGAUACCUUUGAUUGUAAACGUUACACGCUCUGGUCCAUCUCCCGGAGGUGUCAGUGGGAGUGCAGAACUCAAUAAGCAGUAUUUUAUCAAGAAACUGAAGAACUUUGUCCGUUUGAAGAUGAGCAAGCUUCCUCUUGUACCAUGGAUUACCACCGAAUGCAUUAAUGUUGACCAGGUUUUCGCCAAUGUCCAACUCCUCAUCAGCAUCAUGGAUGCGUAUUUCCCCAUUAAACUGCCCCUUCAGUCGUACAACGCUAUUUUCACAGACAUGAUUAGAGAGGACGAAGGUCUUAUCGAUUUCUGUGGCGCGCGUAUUCUCAUGCGGGGCCGGACUGGCAGUGGGAAAACAACUUUGUUGACCAAGUACGCCUACGACUGGGCCAUGGGCAAGCCUGAGGCGUUGCUACACAACUACGACGUCGUACUCUUUCUGCCCAUGCGCAAGCUGGAUCAACACAGCAAUCUUGGUCAGGCAGUGCGAGAUCACAUGCUUCCAAGUGAGCGUCGCAUCACCCCAGCUGCAGUUGAGCAGUACUGUGAAGACCACCCCGAAGAAGUGGUUAUCCUCCUGGAUGGAUACGAUGAGUUCAAGGGAAAAGGUCUUGACCAAGCAGAUUGUGGUAACAUUGUGAAGAUGCUCCGAGGUGAAUGGCUGACUGAAUGUCGUGUUGUUGUUACCACUCGGCCAGGGCGUGUGGAUGAUUUCAAGGACGACUAUGAGAGCUACCGUCACCUGGAGAUAACAGGUUUCACAGCCACAGACAUCGAUGACUAUGUCCACAAAGUUUUUAAGAAAGAGAACACACCGUUGGGGAAUAAGUUGCUGGCGUACCUCGAAGAAAAUCAUUUGAAAGAAGGCCUGGCAUGCAUUCCACUAAUGCUGACAGCCUUCUGUCAGCUGACCAAAUGGACAGAUGGACAGGAUUUCAAAUACUUGAAUACUAUCAGCAAAUUGUUCGACAGACUGAUCGAAUGCAUGUUUGACCAUGCAAAACUGAAAACCAGCAGAGACGUGGGCUUUUCAGGUCCAGACGAAUUAGUUCUUGAGCUGGGAAAGGUCGCCCUCAAAGGAUUUCUUGGCGGUGUCUCAGAGGAGUUGCACUUCUGUGAAGAGGACUUUACCUGUUGUUCCGACAAGAAAAAUGUCAUCGAGCAAGGCUUGCUAAUAGGUUUGCUUACAAGGGACGCAGAUUCGAGAAUUCGACCUCAGACGCUUGAAGAACUCCAGCUGGAAGGACGGACAGAGUCACACAGGGGAGACAUUUCCUUCAUCCUGAAGAGCAUUCAGGAAAAGUGCGCCGGGAAGUAUCUGGCACAUUUACUGGAGACUGGUGACGAAGACUCUUUCACAAACUACCUUCAAAAGGUUGACAACGAUCAGCGAGUCUUGGACUUCACUAACAUUUUGGUCUUCGCCUGUGCUGCAAGCAUGGAGGCUUCUGGCCGGAUUGUUUCGCACGUGAUAAACUUACUCAAAGAAACACAAGGCAAAAACAUCUCACUAUACUUGAGUGGGCAACUUAAUUUCAAGUUCUGCCAGAAAACACAACGUCUGCUCGAAACAUGUCUCCAGCUGAACUUCGAGAGUAAGAGUGAAGGUCAGUUCAACCAUCUGUUUAACUCCCUCUUUGGUGUAAGCGGUUGCGUUCGUUUGGUUGAGAUGUCGAGUUAUGUGGCUAAAGCUCUAGGGUACCUCUUUGCGCACGCCUUUCAGUGCAAGUUAUGUCGAGAGCCUGAAGACAGAUGUGUCUUAUCUGUGAGGAGUCUGCAGCUGAUCUGCAUCAAGCUAGAUUCCAGCACACAGUUCAGAGAAUUCCUCAACUGUUAUCCUGGAACGGAGGAGGCAAUCAGCGAGUUCAUGAGAAAGAGUGUGAGUCAGCGUGACCUAGUCAGUGUCCGGAAGAAAUUAGAAACAAGUGAACGGAAAAUACCAAGUUAUCUUGACAGUCGCGACGACCUGACGUUUUCGGCAGUGGCGCCCAUUUGGCAAGAAAUGAGCCAGCAGGAAAUGCAGGAUUUUAGCCUAGGCCUUGUCCUCUCUGGCUUAGAGGAGUCUUCAUUGGACGAGCUAGUCUUAAAUGGAGUGCGCGCAGACCGCAAAGACUGGGAUGUCCUGUUCAAGAUGAUACAAAAUGAUGUAUUUGCCCAGAUGACACGACUGACUCUGAGUUUGAAUGACCUCACAUGCGACCAAUCAGCUCAGCUGGCAACCGCCCUGACUGCCACACCAAAUCUGAAAUACUUGAAGAUGGCGGGAAACGAGCUGGGGGAAGGUUUCGUGAAAAACCUUCCUCCGAUGCUUAAUUUGGAAAAUAUCAUCUUGGACAAAUCAAAUAUGGCGUCCAAAGCAAUGGUAGAAUUCACGCAGAAGCUUGACGGGUACCCUUGCCUUCGGAAACUAGAUUUGCGACGGAAUGAGAACACCAACGAUCAGGUUAUUCAGUCCAUUUGUGACAAUAUGAGAAAAACUUGGAAAGAACUAAGACUUUCACUCUACGAGGUCAGCGAAGGUGGACUUCAGAACUUGCAGACAUCGAUUGGCGUGUCUGAUGGAUUGACGCACCUUGACCUUGUACAUUCUCCAAUCCCAGACAAAGUGAUUCAGUACUUUGCCUCGGCGCUAUCAAGCUUACCUCAGUUGGUUGAUCUGAGAAUAUCGGGAAUCCCAUCAUCCACCUCCCAAGAAGGCUCGCCAUGCACUGAGCAGACCGUGGAGGCAUUCACGACUGAAAUGCACAAGCUGCAACACCUGAAAUUCCUGAGCUUCCUCUACACGAAGAUGUUUCCAAAGGACUUCAUCAAGAUGCUUAACUGCUGUCAGAAACACACUUCUCUUAAGACGUUCAGGUUCUCUCGCCCUUAUUUGCCAUCGGGACCUGAUGUCGAGACAGAAUGCAAGGAAGCAGAAGCUAAAUUUCUACAAUUGUGGGUGUGACAGCUUCAAGGGAAUACCACAAAUGAUAGACAGAGCUUGUACUUGUCUACCACUAGUCACCCUUUUGUCCAUUCUGGUCAGUUUGAAGAAAUAUUGCAGAUCAUAGAAGGUACAAAGCAAUGCAUAUACAUCGCAUGCAACAGCUAGUCUUAAUUUGCAACUUGCUACCUACCACUGUUAUUAUUGUAGACAUACAAACCAAGCAGGACGAUACUGACAGAUACAGAUCGAGUUUGGUAAAAAAAAAAAAACCACACCAAAAUAGCCUGCUUUACAUUCUUUUGCAGAUUUUCAGCUUUUGAAAAAGAAGCGCACUAGUUACAAAGAAUACUAGUUAGAAAAGUGUUUAUAAAGCAAAUGGAAUUUGUAAGCGAAUUUAAAAGCUUUUUAAUUUCAGAAUGACCUAAUUGUCACCUCAUUAAUCAUGGAGCACAUUGUUAAAAGCAUUUGGCCUGGUUUGAUGAUUAUACCAAUUUGGGAUAUUGCCAAGGUUUUGGUCCCAAAACGUGUGUAAAGCCAUGAGGUUUUGAAGGUUUAAACAUCGGCAAAAAUCACGAUAACGUCAUUGCAACGUCUGAACAUGCUCUUUGAUUGUACAUUCAGCUUUCUUGAAGAACAUGUUCGAACUGUUUUGAAAGCAAAUUCAUUACCAUGUCAACAAGAACACAUGCUAUACAAACACAAUCAGUGAUUGAGGUCCUAUGACCCAUCGAACUUUGCGUUGAUUGGACCUUGUCUAUACUACGUAAAUCAAAUAUAACAUUUUGAUGAUGUUAUCAUGAAAUCACCAAAAUUACCAACUAACAUAAAGAUCUUUUUGCAUGACCAAAUUUUUACCUUUUUUAUCUUUGUUAAUACGGUUGAUGGACAAGUAUUGACAAAAAUAGUGGUCUUCUGAUUUUGCAAAGGCUGCAUAUACAUGUAUGUACAGGUGUACACAUGUACACAUAUGUAGGCCUACACAUGCACACGCAGUGUGUUAUGUUGUGACCUAAUUUACUGCACAGCACGGAGCGGAAGCAUGAUACUCGAACUUCACACUGUUGGCAAAAAUUUAACUAGUCGUGUAUCUGGUCCCCUUUUACUGCAGCGUGCAGACACAACGCCAAGCAUGAGCAUAUACAAAACGAAUUGUUUCUUUUGGCGACAUCCGACUGCAAUUUAUCUGUUCCUUUAAACCAACACAAUGAGAUCGCUAAAUUCGCCCUCUGAAAGUGAGUUCCCGCAUGCUUCAUCGCUGUGGACGCCCUUCCAUGCCCGCCUAAUGCGAACAUCUUCAAAUUUUUUCAACCCUUUCCAAAAGUCUCAAGUUUGGCGAAUUUUCUUAUCAUCAUUGGUAGGCCGACUGUAUUAACAAUAGGACAGCCUAUUGGAGAUUAUAGUGUUUUUUUUAUUGAGGAUGUAUCCUUUCACUUGAUCUCAAAUUCGUUUAAGAAUAAAACUAUUGUUAACGAUUUAGUGUAUACACCAUUGUAAUUUUUGUUGUGAAUAUUUUCUUGAGAAGAAGAGCUUUUCUAUGUGUCUGCAACAUACUGGAGGGCUUCUUAUACGUCCCUUUGGCUAGGUGUAUAGGAAACAAGUGAUUUCAGAAAAAAAUAUACUCUACUUCACCCGAUGGCAUCAUCGUGACAUCGUUAGAUUGGAAAAGUGUUUAUUUUGCAAGUACAUUGAAGUUGUGAUGUCUCUAGGCAACUAUAUUCUAUUGAAUGUCGGAACCGAUCUUUUACAAGAAUUUAACGAAUAUUCAAAGGUAACAAUAAAGCACGUGAUCUUAUGCCUUCAAUUCUACACCUCGUUUCAAGUACAUGUACAUUAUCCCCAGGUAUGUAUACAUCUACCAAGCGAUUAUUAGAUGAAUCACAGCUUGCCCCUGAAAUGUUUGGGGUGUCAUCAUGACGUCUAAAACCUCGAAAUGGAAAGUUAACAUUAACAAAAAUUGCACCCGAUCACUCACGCGUUUGUAGCUAAAACGCAAAUCUAUUUUUGUUUGAAGUUGGUGUAAGAUUAAAACAUUACUCUUUGCCACCACAUGA